AUGACUACCCUUAUGCGUAACAACUCUGGAUUUGGGUGGGACCCAAUUACAAAGAAGUUCACGGCUAGUGAUGAAGCAUGGGAAAAUUACUUGAAGUCCCACCCAAGUCACAAGAAUCUUAAGACAAAAAGUGUUGCUAAUUAUGAUGAUUUAAAAAUUGUGGUUGGGGGUGCAACUGCUACUGGAAAUGGCUCACUUGCAUUAGGUGUCGAUGAUACUGAUGCAACAACUUUUAGGGAUGAGGACAACCUAAAUUUUGGGAUGUAA
Messenger RNA from Prunus armeniaca (apricot), 267 nucleotides. NCBI's taxonomy places the organism in Eukaryota, Viridiplantae, Streptophyta, Magnoliopsida, Rosales, Rosaceae. The record is from the annotation of a GenBank genome assembly.